GAAUAGUGAAAAUACAGAAAACAACGCCUUACUUGAAAUGGCUCUAAAUCUUGACUGCUUCAUGCGUCCAACUUCAGGGGUUCAAUGCUUUAAAGCAGCGGGCCAAAGCACCACCCCGUUAAAGCCGAACGUCCCCUAAGUAUCUGAUGUGGCAUCAACACAUCUAUGUACUGUUAGUCCCUGGGUGCUGGCUCGAGGUCAACGCAACCACACCUCUUCUGAUGCGCACUUAGCAUUUGCUUCUCGACUUUGACUUGGGAUGAAUAUGAAAGUGCGCAUUUCCCUUUCUAAUAACUCGUGUUACCUUCACAACGAUAGUUCACAUGAACGGCAUACAGUCCAAUGCGGACCUACUCGACUCGGACAAUUAUGACCCUAUAGAACACCUCAACGAGAUCUUUCCUCACCCUUCUGCCCUUUUCUCCGUCAGUCAAACCCAUGAGAUACUCCAGGCCUACCAGGAUGACCUCGACAACGAGAUCGACGCUCUCGAAGACGAGCAGAUCCGGUCCAAUGCAGAAUGCCUUCAGCGGAUGGAGGCGUCAAAGGCAGAGCUGGCGGAGUUGUUCGAGCGCAUCGAGGGUGUCCGUGAGCGAGCCCUGCAAACUGAGCGAAACAUUACCGACAUGACGGCCGACAUCAAACAGUUGGACAACACGAAGAAGAACCUCACACUCUCAAUGACAGCCUUGAAGCGAUUACAGAUGCUGACGACCGCAUAUGAAAAACUCCGAGCGCUGAGCAAGACAAGGCAAUACCGAGAGUGCGCACAGUUGCUUCAGGCUGUGAUCCAGCUCAUGGCGCAUUUCAAGUCAUAUCGCUCCAUCGAUCAGAUCGCGACGCUGAGCAGGAAUGUGGCAGAUCUACAAAGAGAACUGCUGGAGCAGGUCUGUGAGGAUUUUGAGAUCACGUUCACAAAAGAAGAGGUGGCGCAAAAGAGAGGCUUGCUCCAUGAGGCAUGCCUAGUUGUGGAUGCCUUGGGUGAUGCUGCCCGGUCGAGGCUGAUUACCUGGUACUGCAAUACCGAACUGCGCCAAUACCGACACAUUUUCAAAGGAGACCAAGAAGCCGGUUCACUUGACAAUAUCGAUCGGAGGUACGCAUGGUUCAAGAAAACACUGAAAGUGUACGACGAAGAGCAUGCGGCCAUCUUCCCUCCCCACUGGCGAGUCAAUGAAGUGCUUGCAAAUGCGUUUGCAGAGGGCACUCGGGAUGACUACAAAGGCAUCUUGUUGAGAACCACGCGCAACGGACAAGCCAUUGAUGUCAGACUGCUGUUAUCAUGCCUACAGCAAACACUGGAUUUCGAGCAUAGCCUGGAAAGGCGCUUCAAUUCCAGUUCAAGAACGUCCAUUGACACGAUAACGUCCAGCAAUGACACACAAGUUUUUGGACAACCCAUCUCUGAUGCCUUUGAGCCCUACCUAAGCUUAUGGGUUGAGGCGCAGGAUAGAGAACUCGCCAGGUUGAUACCACAAUACAAGCAGAGACCCACUCGACCGAUAGACGAGGAUUUCUCAUCCCAACAAGUUAUAACAUCAUCGACGGAGCUGUUCAACUUCUAUCGGCUAUCGUUGGCUCAGUGUGCAAAGCUGUCCACCGGCCAGCCGCUACUUGAUCUGUCCAGAGUGUUCGGACGUUAUCUAGACCAGUAUGCGCAACAAGUGCUUCUGUUCUACAUUUCCGAGAAUCCGUCUGGCACGACCCAGUCACGAAUUCCCACCAUCGAAGACGUAAUUUUGGUUCUCAACACCGCAGAUUACUGUUUCAACACGUCAAACUCUCUCGAAGAGAAGAUCAAGAGCCGUAUCGACGAGAAUCUGAAAGACAGCGUGGAUCUACAAAACCAGGCAGAUGCUUUUAUGGGAAUAGCAAGUGCAGCGGUCCGUGUUCUCGUGCGACGGGUAGAGGUUGAUCUCGAGCCCAGCUGGAGAGAAAUGCGGAAUAUAGCAUGGUUCAAGAUUGAAAGCUGCGAGAACCGGAGUUCCUACAUCACAGGUUUGCAGAGCCGCAUCAAAGACAGAUCAAGCGAGAUACUGGGUAUGCUGCACAAGCAGCAGUAUGCUCGAGCCUUUGCCGACAACCUGGUGGAGCUACUCGCGGCGACAUACAUUUCGAAUAUCGCCCAAUGUAAGCCUAUCUCAGAAGGAGGCGCUGAACAAAUGCUGCUGGACACACACGAGAUCAGAAACACUUUGAGUCACAUCUUGCCGGGCACGCCUCCUGCUCUCUUCCUCAAGCGUGUCAAUGCGGCAUUCAACAAAGUCGAGCCAUUGCUGAAAACGCUUCAGGUCAGACCAUCACCACCGGAAGCUCUAGUGCAAGCCUAUUUGAUUCACAUUGCCGAUCUGUCCGAAGCCAACUUUCGCAAGGUGCUUGACUUGAAGUGUAUACGGACAAAAUCGGAGCAAAACCAUCUUGUGGAAUUGUAUCAGAUGCAUAAGUUCAGUCCGCGGUACAAGGACUCUUUGGUGGAAAGGUCGCCACUCCUCACGUCGAUGAACUUAUCAGCAGCAGGCACUGCGCCAGGAACCACGGCUACUCCUGCGGGAGCUCUGCACAAUUUGUCAGUGCUCGGUAACUCGGCAGCUGCCUCAUUGAGCACGGCCAAUUUACCCGGAAACAUGAAAUUCGAUGCCUCAGGCCUGGGGAAUGCGAUUAUUGAUCGCUUCAGCAGUCCCGGUAGUGGGACACCUCGCGAAGAAGCACAAAGUCCGCCGCCUUUCGGUGGUGCGCCGACCAUCAAUGUGACGGCUGAUGGUGGACACUUGGGUGGCGAUACGGGGACGAAACUCAACGAGAACCUGAAAAACAUAGGGAAAUUCUUCAAACGAGAUUUGGGCGGGUUUAGCAGCAUAGGCCGGUUUGGCAAUAAGAAUACGAGUCCUGCUCCGCCUGAAGGAUAAAAGUACUCUGUACCAGUAAUAGAUGAAGUAUGAACAGGCAGAAAAUAUGGAGGGUUGCAGAAAUCUGCCUUUUCGCACAAUGCGUGACCUCGAGCCCCUUUGUCGAGUGGGUGUAACAAUGGC
Molecule: messenger RNA, 3029 nt
Organism: Exophiala viscosa
Lineage: Eukaryota; Fungi; Ascomycota; Eurotiomycetes; Chaetothyriales; Herpotrichiellaceae
Product: Vps53-like protein
Exons: 2
Coding region: 324-2906 (860 amino acids)
Biological process (GO): retrograde transport, endosome to Golgi
Cellular component (GO): GARP complex
Source: RefSeq, a predicted model, not a curated record